Messenger RNA from Papaver somniferum (opium poppy), 1365 nucleotides. Its product is annotated as trans-resveratrol di-O-methyltransferase-like. The transcript is spliced from 2 exons. Lineage: Eukaryota; Viridiplantae; Streptophyta; Magnoliopsida; Ranunculales; Papaveraceae. The record is from RefSeq and is a predicted model, not a curated record. Gene Ontology annotation, molecular function: protein dimerization activity; O-methyltransferase activity; S-adenosylmethionine-dependent methyltransferase activity. The coding region runs from base 57 to 1124 and encodes 355 amino acids. Gene Ontology annotation, biological process: methylation.
UGCUCAUCAGUCUUCUUAACCAAUUGAAUUUCCUUGUCAAUUGCAUUUAGUUUCGAAUGGCUAAUUCAGCUCAACAAGUGAACACAAAUGACUUGGUGCAAGCUCAGUCUCAUGUUUUCAACCAUAUCUGUGCUUUUCUAAGUUCCAUGUCUUUGAAAUGUGCUGUUGAAUUAGGCAUUCCAGAUAUCAUCCAAAAGCAUGGUAAACCAAUUGCCCUUAUUGAACUAGCCGAAGCACUCUCUUUACCGCCAUCAAGAACCGAGGCUGUGUAUCGCCUCAUGCGUCUCUUGGUGAACUCGGGCAUCUUUGCUACACAAAAAACCGGUGAAAAUCAAGAAGAGGAAGGAUAUGUUCUGACACUGUCCUCUAGUUUCUUGACAACAGAUACAGAAUACACCUUGGCGCCUUUUGUAGUCAAUCUUCUGAAUCCUGCACAGGUGAAACCUGGCCAUAUCUUUAGUGAAUGGUAUCGCGGAACAGCACCUACAGCGUUCGAGGCUGAUCAAGGCAUGCCAUUUUGGAACUACUUGGCACAAAACCCCGAAUAUGAAAAGAGAUUUGGCGCAACUAUGGCUAAAAACUCCCAUUUGGUCAUGACUUCAAUUGUCAGAGAGCAUAAGGAAGUGCUUGAGAACUUGAAUUCUUUGGUUGAUGUUGGAGGUGGCACUGGAACUUGUGCUAGAGUCAUUGCUGAUGCAUUCCCACAGUUGAAGUGUAUGGUUCUUGAUCUGCCAACAUUGAUUGCAAACAUUCCAGGGACUGACAACUUGGAAUUCAUUGGGGGUAACAUGUUCGAGUCCAUUCCUCCGGCUGAUGCAGUUUUAUUAAAGAAUACUCUGCAUAACUGGGGGGAUGAGGAAGCCUUAAUGAUAAUGAAGAGCUGCAGAAAAGCCAUUACAACAAAAGUGAUUAUAAUUGACAUUGUGGUGAAAGAAGGAAAGAAGCAAGAAAAUGAUGAUUUCUCAAAAACCCAACUUUACUUUGACAUGUUGAUGAUGAGUACUCACAAUGGUAAAGAAAGAACUGAGAAAGAAUGGGAGAAACUCUUCAUUGAUGCUGGUUUUACGCACUACAAGAUCACUCCUCUAAUGGGUUUUAGUUCCCUCAUUGAGGUUUUCCCUUAAAUUGACUUUGUGUACUGUGUUUGUGUUGUGCUUUUCUUAUCAUAUUCGUGUUGUAACCUGUUCACGGAACCUGUAAUAAAUAGCCAACUCUCCUCAUAAAAGUAUUAACGCACAUAGCUGCGCGGAUUAGUGUAUGGUUUCUUACAUCAUAAAAUGUCAUAUUUAUCUCGUCAAGUUGUAGUGGCACAAUCCAUGUUGAAAAGAAAAUAAGUUUGAAUAGAAUUUGGCUUGUUGAUGCAUA